GUUUAUUUUGUUUAUUGUGGUCACAAAACUCACAUAUCUCGACUAUCUCGAGCAUUUAGCUCAGAAUAAAUUCAUAGAAACGACUUUUCCAUAAAAAUCUGCAACCAUGGCGAUGGCAGCGAUGCAAAAACGGACAAAUGUCCGUCUACCUCCUGAGGUCAACAGGGUCCUUUACAUCAGAAACCUGCCGUACAAAAUCACAGCGGAGGAAAUGUAUGACAUCUUCGGAAAAUACGGAGCCAUCAGACAAAUCAGAGUGGGAAACACGCCAGAAACCAGAGGUACAGCUUUUGUAGUUUAUGAGGAUAUUUUUGACGCCAAGAACGCCUGCGACCAUCUGUCGGGAUUCAAUGUUUGCAAUCGGUAUCUCGUUGUUUUGUAUUAUCAGGCCAACAAAGCUUUCAAGAGAGUGGACGUGGACAAGAAGAUGGAGGAACUGGAGAAAGUGAAAAGCAAAUUCGGCUUGGACGAUGACAAAUAAUUGUCCAAUAGAAACAUUUCUUUUUAUUUGGAGUGCCUGGACGUGAGUGAAUGAUUUAUUAAGGACUGGAGUGGCAUUUUUUUAAGAAAUAAAUUGAGACUUAAGUUUUA
Molecule: messenger RNA, 591 nt
Organism: Neocloeon triangulifer
Lineage: Eukaryota; Metazoa; Arthropoda; Insecta; Ephemeroptera; Baetidae
Gene: Sf3b6
Product: splicing factor 3B subunit 6
Exons: 4
Coding region: 107-481 (124 amino acids)
Cellular component (GO): ribonucleoprotein complex; nucleus; cytoplasm
Molecular function (GO): mRNA binding
Source: RefSeq, a predicted model, not a curated record